UUCAAUUACCCGCCAAAUAUCAUUACCCAUACUGUCUACUUGCACAUUUUUGAAUUUAAAUUUCAAAAACCAAAAAAAGAUUCCCCUAAGAGGAAAAAAACCGGUUCAAGCAACAAAAGAUGGAAUAGAGAGCUUCAUUUUUUUACUCAGUUCUAUCGACUCUAAUGUCUUUCAAUUUGUUGUCCUCGCCAGCCGGUUGGCCUAUUCAAAGGAUGGGAACUCUCUUCUCUAAGAAAAAUCGAUGCUUAGGCUGCUCAUUGGUCCUUAGUCAAUCCUAAAACUAUUAUAUUUUCGUGCCAGCCAGUAUUUAGGUCAUUCCUUGAGGCAUAAACAUGAACUCACACCUAAAUUUUCAAUUUUUAAAGAUGUUUAAUUGGACAAACACGUUCAUUUUAUAUAUUUUGUUAAUCUUCACAAAACCACUAAAAAGUGAUAGCACAGAAAAUGCAAGCUUGAUAAGUGAACAGAUUGCGCCAGAUUUGCAUCAAGAUAAUGAAAAUGAAGAAACCAGCACAACGACAUCACAGAAUGUCUUCACAUUUGUUAAGCGUUUUCAAAUUGUUUGUUGUAUGGAAGGAAUACCUCAGUUGAGCCAUCCAGAGCUGGUGCGGAACUUCAAAAUAGACAAAGGUUCUUUUAUGCUUCCACAAUCUAUUUUUGGCAUACCUGUUGAACUCUCUUAUGCUUCUCACGUUAUUUGCAGGUGCCCGGAGCUGACGUUAGGUCACGCGCUAGAUCGCUCCUGCCGAAGAUUACCCAACUGCCAAAACAAUGGAUUCCGUUCACUGCUGGAUCCAAGGCGGUGUUUUUGCUUAGAGCCAUUUUUCGGUGAACGCUGUGAAAAGUUUUGUGACCGUGGUCGACGCUUGCAUGGCCCAGAUGGCAUAGAUUAUUGCAGUUGUACCUCUUUUUAUCGAGGAGAGGAAUGUAGAGAAUCUAUUUGUCUUAAUGGUGGACGACCAUUGCUUGAUGGAUGUAUUUGCAAGCCACAUUUCUUUGGGCCUCAUUGUGAAUUCGAUGGGAAUCUUACACAUCGCUUCGCAUUUGAAUCAAAUAUCGGUGACACGGAAACCGGUAAAGCAGCCGGAGCCUCUCCUCGAUUUCGUCAGCAUUUUGAAAAUUUUGAACAUGUUGGUAAAAUAAGCAUUUAA
This is a messenger RNA of Meloidogyne enterolobii, 1151 nucleotides long. Lineage: Eukaryota; Metazoa; Nematoda; Chromadorea; Rhabditida; Meloidogynidae. The record is from the annotation of a GenBank genome assembly.